CUUCUGCUUGGCACCGGUUUACCCAUAGUGCACCGCAACGCUUCCUUUCUUCUUGGUUGUGUGGUGGUCCAAAAUGUCGCUUUUAGAUGGUCCGUUAAACGUGUUCGGCCAGAGAACAACUGGCGAAUCUGUUCGCACUCAAAAUGUCAUGGCCGCAGCAUCUAUUGCCAACAUCGUUAAGAGCUCCCUUGGACCAGUUGGUCUCGACAAGAUGUUGGUGGACGACAUUGGGGAUGUGACCAUCACCAACGAUGGAGCAACCAUCCUGAAGCUGCUGGAAGUGGAGCACCCAGCUGCCAAAGUCCUGUGUGAGCUGGCUGACCUUCAGGACAAAGAAGUUGGAGAUGGGACCACGUCUGUGGUAAUUCUUGCUGCAGAAUUGCUGAAGAGUGCAGAUGAGCUGGUUAAACAGAAGAUCCACCCCACAUCAGUCAUCAGUGGCUAUCGUCUGGCUUGCAAAGAGGCAGUGCGCUACAUUAAUGAGAAUCUUACUAUUGGGACAGAUGACCUGGGUAGAGAGUGUCUAAUCAAUGCAGCCAAAACCUCCAUGUCUUCCAAAAUCAUUGGAGUUGAUGCAGACUUCUUUGCUAACAUGGUGGUGGAUGCUGCCAUGGCUGUGAAAUUUGUGGACAGCAAAGGAGUGGCCAAAUAUCCCAUCAACUCUGUGAAUGUGCUGAAAGCCCAUGGCCGAAGCCAGAAAGAGAGUUUCUUGGUGAACGGAUAUGCACUGAACUGCACAGUGGGUUCACAAGGAAUGGUGAAGCGUAUUGUAAAUGCUAAGAUCGCUUGUCUGGACUUCAGCCUGCAGAAGACCAAAAUGAAGAUGGGUGUCCAAGUCGUUAUCAGUGACCCAGAGAAGCUUGACCAGAUCAGACAAAGGGAGUCUGACAUCACCAAGGAAAGGAUACAGAAGAUUUUGGCUGCAGGGGCAAAUGUCAUACUGACCACUGGUGGCAUUGAUGACAUGUGUCUGAAGUACUUUGUGGAUGUUGGAGCCAUGGCAGUAAGGAGGGUUCUAAAGAGGGACCUAAAACGUAUCGCCAAGGCAACAGGAGCCACCGUCUGCCCCUCGCUCACCAAUCUAGAAGGAGAGGAAUCGUUUGACGCCACCAUGCUCGGCCAGGCUGAUGAGGUUGUGCAGGAGCGUGUCUGUGAUGAUGAACUCAUCCUUGUAAAGAAUACCAAAGCACGCACAUCAGCCUCCAUUGUUCUGCGCGGAGCAAACGACUUCAUGUGUGAUGAGAUGGAGCGGUCUCUGCAUGAUGCUCUGUGCGUGGUAAAGAGGGUGCUUGAGUCUAAGUCUGUGGUUCCUGGAGGUGGUGCUGUGGAGGCAGCUUUGUCCAUUUACCUGGAGAACUAUGCUACCAGCAUGGGUUCCAGAGAGCAACUGGCCAUUGCUGAAUUUGCUCGGUCUCUUCUCGUCAUCCCCAAGACGCUGGCUGUGAAUGCAGCACAGGACUCCACUGACCUGGUGGCCAAGCUGCGGGCCUUCCAUAAUGAGGCUCAGGUCAACCCCGAACGCAAAAAUCUCAAAUGGAUUGGUCUGGAUUUGGUGAAUGGCAAACCCAGAGACAACCGUCAGGCCGGAGUGUAUGAACCUACCAUGGUUAAAACAAAGAGCCUCAAGUUUGCCACCGAGGCUGCGAUCACCAUCCUUCGCAUUGACGAUCUUAUCAAACUUUUCCCAGAGCAGAAAGAGGGUGGGCACUCGUACAGUGAUGCAGUGGCAUCUGGAUCUCUGCAGGGUUGAAGGGCUAGUUGCUUGCAAUAGGUUCAGUCUGUAUUUAUGACAUUAUCUCUUAAUGGCUGUUGCUCUAGUGUAGGCUCUGCACUGCCUGUUUACUGUUCUCCCACCCCCUCUUGGAGGCUCCUGCUUCCAGAGGAACUGUGUUUUCUUUCUUUGGUCACAUAAUAAAGCUCCAAUUGGUGCAAAUGA
This is a messenger RNA of Melanotaenia boesemani (Boeseman's rainbowfish), 1936 nucleotides long. It is a transcript of the gene tcp1, whose product is annotated as t-complex 1. NCBI's taxonomy places the organism in Eukaryota, Metazoa, Chordata, Actinopteri, Atheriniformes, Melanotaeniidae. The transcript has 12 exons. Gene Ontology annotation, cellular component: chaperonin-containing T-complex. Gene Ontology annotation, biological process: protein folding. Gene Ontology annotation, molecular function: ATP-dependent protein folding chaperone; ATP binding; ATP hydrolysis activity. The record is from RefSeq and is a predicted model, not a curated record. Bases 74 to 1750 code for a protein of 558 amino acids.